Messenger RNA from Micropterus salmoides (largemouth bass), 3595 nucleotides. RefSeq lists its product as uncharacterized. The record is from RefSeq and is a predicted model, not a curated record. Lineage: Eukaryota; Metazoa; Chordata; Actinopteri; Centrarchiformes; Centrarchidae. Gene Ontology annotation, biological process: protein homooligomerization. The transcript has 5 exons. The coding region runs from base 264 to 2669 and encodes 801 amino acids. Gene Ontology annotation, molecular function: protein binding.
CUCAUGCUGAUGCUGGAGGUCACACUCCUGCAGUCCUGUUGUUCACCACAUCACAGUGUUCAUAUUGGUCCAAUAUGCAGUCCAAUACUGCAGCCUUUUUGACAGGGAACGCGCUUCCAAAUUUACCCUCCCGCUGCGCUCGCUCACUGUACCUUAAAAAAGCGCGUGCGCGGCUGAAGGUCACUUAAACACAAAAGGCUUUCAGCGCUGCGGUCCAAUAUAGCGCAUGCGCGCUGCCGGAGGACUGCUUCACAGACCGCAAUAUGGCGAGAAUGCCUGCCAGCGGAGACACGGAGCAGGAGCAGAUGAGCUGCCCCGAGAGAAGAAGGGAUGAGGAUAAUGAGGAGGACGAAGAAGAUGAGAUCCAGGAGAUCCAGAUCACCGGGGAGGAGGAGGACGAGGAGUCCGAUAGAGAUGGUGUGGAGCUGGAGUGGGAGUCAGAAAACACAGUGCUGGACUCCAGCGGUUCCGCCGUGGAGACACAAGCGGUCGUUAUGCGGAGUAUGGACCGAGGAGAGGAGGAGGAAGAGGCGGACCGCUUCAGCAGUAGCAUCCCCGCUGGGCUGGAGUCUCACCUGGAGGGAGACCUUCAGCGGUCAGAGCGGAACAGACUGAGCGAGAACACCCGCCUGGCCACCCGUUAUGCGGUGAGGAUCUUCAGGGAGUACCUCAAUGAGAAGGACCAAAGUCCAGACUUUGAAACUCUGGACAAGGAGGCGCUCUGCGCGGUGCUGCGCUCCUUUUACGCGGAGGCGCGCUCCAAAAGUGGACAGUUGUACAGCAAGUCAUCCCUCAUCAGCAUCCGGAGCUCACUGAACCGGUACCUGAACGAGCCGCCCUACUGCCGCACCUUGGACCUCACCAAGGACCCAGAGCUGCGCAGCGCCAACCUCACUCUGGCAGCAGUCAUUCGGAGGCUGGAGGAGCAAGGCGCCGGUCCCGUGGUGCAGAAGCAAGCCAUCACGCGCUCGGACCUGCGGAAACUAUACGAGUCCUCUGUUUUCAACACAGACACGCCGUUCGGGCUGCUCAACAAAGUCUGGUUCGAGACAUGUAUGUAUUUCUGCACCAGGGGUCGGGAGAACCAGCGGGAGCUGGAGGAGGACUCUUUCGGCCUGGCUGUGGAUGAGGACGGGAGAAAGUUUGUUUAUUUUAAAGCUCUCGGACCGUACCACAAGUCUCGCUCCGCCGCCUGGACCAAAAAGCGUCCGGACGCCGACGAGGACACCUUGCCGCGGAUGUAUGAGACGGACACGGAGCAGUGUCCGUAUGCCAGCUUCGUCCGGUACGUGUCUAAACGGAACCCGCUGUGCAGGGCGUUCUUCCAGCGGCCCCGGGACCACUGCUGCGCGAGCGACGUGACGUGGUACGAGAACAAAGCCAUCGGUAAGAACCUGUUGGGCACGAGGAUGCAGAUGUUGUCGCGUGCUGCCAAGCUCUCCAAGACCUACACCAACCACUGCAUCGGUGCCGUCUCCAUAGCAACGCUCAACAGCAUCGUGGGCGCCGCGGGCUCCAGGCCAACGACGACGCUUUACGUUGCCUCGGAAACGGUCAACGGUCACGCGCAGUCUCACCUCCAGCUCGUGAUUCCGUACCUCCGCCGGGUAACAGACGCUGCGGAUGUGAAGCCGCACCGGACAACGACAACAACGGCAGCAACAAUCAACACAUCAACAACAGCAGCUGCCAGCAGAGCCAGCGCGGAGGAGGACCCGGAGGCUCCGUACGCCAAGAAGCUGUGCGUGCGCCCCGGGACGGAGUCGCCUGUGGAGCGGAACGAGAGCGAGCCGGAGCCUGCGAGAGCCAAGGAGUCCCAUAUUCAUACACAGCCCGCCGUCCGGUCCCCGGUCGCUGUGCCCACGCAGGAUAGCCGUGGCAGCUGCAGCAGUAUGUCGAGUCAGCAGCUCGUCUCUUUGUCUCCUGUGUCUCCUCUGGGCUCCGCCGGCAUUCCCACACCAGCCAAGCUCACCAAAACCAACGCACCUGUCCACAUUGAUGUAGGAGGACAUAUGUACACCAGCAGCCUGGCCACCCUCACCAAGUACCCUGAGUCACGGAUUGGUCGUCUGUUUGAUGGAACGGAGCCCAUAGUGUUGGAUAGUCUAAAGCAGCACUACUUUAUCGAUCGAGACGGCCCCAUGUUCCGCUACAUACUUAACUUCCUCCGGACCUCAAAACUCCUCGUCCCUGAUGACUUCAAAGAAUACUCACUGCUGUAUGAAGAGGCCAGUUUCUUCCAGCUGGCUCCUCUGCAGGCCGAGCUUGAGCGCUGGAGGACUGAACAGGAAUACAGGGGAGGGUGUUUGGAGUGUGAGUGUGUCAUGAUUCACGUGGCUCCAGAGCUUGGUGAGAGGAUCAGCAUGAGCGCCCACUGGGCCGUGAUCGAGGAGGUUUUUCCAGAGGUCAGAAACGUCAUGUCCAAUUCUUUGAGCACUAGUCGGAACCAGGACUCCACACACAUCAUUCGCUUCCCACUCAACGGCUACUGCCACCUCAACUCUGUCCAGGUGUUGGAGCGGUUACAGCAGAGAGGGUUCUGGAUCACAGGUUCAUGUGGCGGUGGAGUGGACUCUUCCCAGUUUAGUGAAUACAUUUUACGGAGGGAGGGCCGAGGCAGCAGACACCCCCCGACCCUCAUCCGAAUCAAACAGGAACUCAUGGACUGAACACAGAGUAAAUCAUGGAUGUUCCCCUUUGUGCACACAUAUCAGCAACUGUUAUUUCUCAAACCGAGAACAGCUUCACUUCAGCAUGAAAGGAGUCAACAAAAUGACCAGAUAGAAUACACAUGAUAUCUUAAGCUGCAGAGAAAAUCCACUACAUAGGUGACUGACAUGUCAGUGUAUCUUUUACUUUACUUAACAGUUGCCAGAUUCAUUUCAGACAGUAGUAUCAUUACAGUAAAAAAUGAAUCCAUCAUUGCAGGGAUUUGCAGGGGAUCAUGGGAAUGUGAUCCCAAUUUUGAGGUACACUAGCAUUAGCAUUUCUAUUAAUAUGAAAUGGAAGCUAGUACUUGCAGUUAGGAUAAAAUGUUUUAUUAUGGGACAAUUGUAAUGUUAUUUAUUGCGAUAAUGUAUAUUUCUUGAAAAUUCAAUUGAGAAACCACUGCUAGAUAACGUAACCACAUGCUAAUGUAUGGUUUUGUCUAAUCCACUGAAUUAAAUACUGAAAAAUCCAGGUACUUCAUCACAUUGAUGCAAAAAUUGUGUAAAUCGCUACUGCCAGAACAGUCCUGCUCAGUGAUUUCCAACAUGGCCCACAUUGGCCUACCACCACCAGAGAUAUAUAAAGGAGAGCGACUGCAGUAAACAGUAUGCCAAAAACUUUAACAGCUGACAUAUUUCCAUUGUUUAAUGGUAUAUAUACUUGCCAAACCCUACCAUUAGUCAUCUUACCACGGUCUCAGACCACAUGCUGAGGUUGGACAAUUUGCCACAUAUAUAAUGCAUGAACUUUAACGAUGCUGAUAUUUACUAAAUGGUACAAAACCCCAAAUAAGACUCCUAGAAGCUACUGUAUGUUUGGGAACUGGCUGGUGGCUACAGCUCAAACUGCAUGGUUUUCACCAGGGUUUUUCUGCAGUUAACAGAUG